Molecule: messenger RNA, 5680 nt
Organism: Cherax quadricarinatus
Lineage: Eukaryota; Metazoa; Arthropoda; Malacostraca; Decapoda; Parastacidae
Gene: Der-1
Product: derlin 1
Biological process (GO): endoplasmic reticulum unfolded protein response
Cellular component (GO): Hrd1p ubiquitin ligase ERAD-L complex; endoplasmic reticulum membrane
Molecular function (GO): ubiquitin-specific protease binding; misfolded protein binding
Source: RefSeq, a predicted model, not a curated record
ACCAUCAGUGACAGAAUGAGUGACAUUGGUGCGUGGUUUAAUAACAUACCCCCGCUGACCACUUGGUUCGGGGGUACGAUUGGCUUAUCACUACUUGGUCGAUUUCGGCUAAUCAACCCUCGUUGGGUAAUUUUGACCUUUGAAAUCUUUCAGAGUUUUCAGUUAUGGAGGCCUGUGACGGCAUUGUUUUACUACCCCAUAACCCCACAGACGGGCUUUCAUUUUCUUCUUAACUGCUAUUUCCUGUAUAACUACUCUCUCAGGUUAGAAACAGGUAUAUUUUCUGGGAGACCAGCUGACUACCUCUUCAUGCUGUUGUUUACCUGGAUCUGUUGUGUGAUUGUGGGACUGCUGGGAGAAAUGUUCUACUUGAUGGAUCCCAUGGUAAUGGUUGUCCUCUACGUUUGGUGUCAGCUCAAUAAAGACACUAUAGUAACCUUUUGGUUUGGCACACAGUUCAAAGCCAUGUAUCUGCCCUGGGUCCUCACAAUAUUCAACAUGAUCAUUCUUGGAGGAGGUAUGAUGGAGCUAGUGGGAAUCCUUGUUGGACAUCUAUACUUCUUCCUUACCUUUAAGUAUCCACAAGACUUUGGUGGAGCCACACUUUUGCAAACCCCUCAGAUAUUGUAUGACUACUUUCCAAAUCAGCGUGGAGCUGUUUCAGGGUUUGGGCGUGCACCUUCUGCUCCUAGAGGUGGUGGUGGAGGUGGAGGAGGUGGGGGUGGAGGAGGAGGAGGAGGAGGAGGUGGUGGAGGAGUUUUUCGUGGUCAGGGACACACACUUGGCUGAAAACUGUUUUCUUUAUUUUAUUAUUAAUUUUAACAAUUAUGUUUUCCUUAAUUUGGCCAAAUUAGUAAGUGCAAAGAUGAAAGAACAUAGCAUAAAACCUGAUUUUUCAUUUCAGAGUAAAAAUUGAGCUUUAAUCUCCAUGUUAAGAAUGUUUAAUAAGAACAGAGAUGCAAGUUUCCUAACUCCCAAGUGAAGCCAAGGUAACAAGGUACAAAUGUACAUGUUUAAUUUGUGGAUAUGUAUCUUACAAGUAAAGUCAUUGUAUACAUUAAGCAUGUGCACGUUUACAUUGUAAACAUGUACGUUUAAUGUGUGAGCAUGUAUCUAACAAGUGAAGUCAUCGUUUUCAGCUGGUGGGUACCUGCUGAAAUACCAUAGCUUGAAAGGAUAUUUGUUUGUUACAAUUACAGAGUUCAUUUAAUAGGAUUAAUAGUUUAAUUUUUUCAUAAGUAUUCCUUGAAACUUCAGAAUCUUUUAUCUCAAUAUGCAGGUUCUGAUUUCUGUAUGCAUAGUGGAGGAAUAAUACUUUUUGUAGAUAAUUUUUACACUAUAUAGUAUUAGACAUUCUUUGUAAUGCAUCAGGAAUUGUGUGUUCUUGAAGGAUAUAUAUCCCUGUUUUUGAAAGUUAACUGGCAUACCAUUUUCUUUAAGUGAAAGGAACAUAUUGUAUUAACCUUGCAUUUGAAAUUAGAAUUUAAUAUAUACAGUGGAACUUUGACUUACGAGUGUCCUGACGUACAAGUUUUUUGAGAUACGAGCCAUCCCUGGGUUGAUAUUGUGCUCUGAGUUACGAGCCAGCUCCCCCCCCUCUUCCCCCUCAACGCAAAACCUGGACAACUCGCUUGUUUAUCUAUGAUUUCAUGCUUUAAUUCCAUGGAAAUCAUUCUCUUUUUCUUCUCAGCACUGUUCUUUACACUUACUUUCUUAAGACCCAUGCUUAGAAAAACGAAAUUUGGCCAGAUGACUGUUAAAAAUGUAAGCAAAAUAGGAGAGAACUGCUCCCACAGCGAGGUAAACAAUGCACUGAGUUGCCAGCAUUCGUUAUUAUAAUAAAAAUAAUAAUAAUUCCCUGAUUCAGGGAAACCGGUUAUGUUCAUAUAGUCGGACUUGAGUCCUGGAAAUGGGAAGUACAAUGCCUGCACUUUAAAGGAGGGGUUUGGGAUAUUGGCAGUUUGGAGGGAUAUGUUGUGUAUCUUUAUACGUAUAUGCUUCUAAGCUGUUGUAUUCUGAGCACCUCUGCAAAAGCAGUGAUAAUGUGUGAGUGUGGUGAAAGUGUUGAAUGAUGAUGAAAGUAUUUUCUUUUUGGGGAUUUUCUUUCUUUUUUGGGUCACCCUGCCUCGGUGGGAGACGGCCGACUUGUUGAAAAAAAAAAAAUAAUAUUAUUAUUGUUAGUACAGUGGACCCCCGGUUUACGAUCAGCUCCCAAUGCGACCAAUUAUGUAAGUGUAUUUAUGUAAGUGCUUUUGUAUGUGUAUGAUUGGGGGUCUGAAAUGGACUAAUCUAAUUCACAAUAUUCCUUAUGGGAACAAAUUCGGUCAGUACUGGCACCUGAACAUACUUCUGGAAUGAAAUAAUAUCGUAAACCGGGGGUCCACUGUAUUAUUAUUAUUAUUAUUAUUAUUAUUAAGUAACUAGAGCACAGAUCCAAUUCCCUAGAUCAAGAGCCCCUCAUCAGCAUCAAGGUUCCUUGAUGUUGGUGAGGGGCUCUUGAUCUUGGGAAUUGGAUCUGUACUCCAGUUCCCUAAAUUAAUAAUAAUAAUAACGAUAGAGCUUCAUUUCCCUAAAUUAUUAAUAAUAAUUAUUCUUCUUUUCAACAAACCGGCCGUAUCCCACCGAGGCAGGGUGGCCCAAAAAGAAAAACAAAAGUUUCUCUUUUUAAAUUUAGUAAUUUAUACAGGAGAAGGGGUCACUAGCCCCUUGCUCCCGGCAUUUUAGUCGCCUCUUACAACACGCAUGGCUGACGGAGGAAGAAUUCUGCUCCACUUCCACAUGGAGGAAUAAUAAUAAUAUAAUAAUAAUAUUAGUCAAGUCACUCGGUAAGUCGGUCAUGUCAUUCAGUAAGUCAGUCACACAAACUCAUGCUUACCUCUUUUUCUGUGUACAAAGUAACACUUCAUUAUGGCUACAGGUUAUCUCUUGUCUAAUAUCUUUGUUCUUUGUUAAUUCUAAGACUUAAGUGCUUAUACCUCUCCAUGCCACUUUCAGCAACACUGGUAUAGCUACUGGGUGUCAUGAUUCUUGGCAGAUACAAGAUAUAGUAAUUAAAAUAUAACACAAUUCACAAAUAUAGCGGCCUUGUAGCAGAGAAAGACCGGACUGGACACGUAUGAAUUACGAACGCUGGGAUGGUGGGGUGGUGUCAGGGAAUGGCAGGGGAUGGCGGGAGGGCUCCCCAGCUGCUACACAACAAGGCAGCUGCUUGAGCAAAAGAGAAUUUUUGUUUUUCAUUCCCACAAACUGAACCAUGUUAAAUUAAUUAUACGACGUGUUGCAUAAAAUUUUGCUGCAAUUCUUCAGUUGCGGUCUACUGUUUUAUUAUAACAACGAUAGAGCUUCAGUUCCCUUAAUUAAUAAUAAUAAUAUUUUUUUUUUUUUUCAACAAGUCGGCCGUCUCCCACCGAGGCAGGGUGACCCAAAAAAGAAAGAAAAUCUCCAAAAAGAAAAUACUUUCAUCAUCAUUCAACACUUUCACCACACUCGCACAUUAUCACUGUUUUUGCAGAGGUGCUCACUGCUCACACUCCAACAGAUCGUCAGGUCCCAAGUACCAUUCGUCUCCAUUCACUCCUAUCUAACACGCUCACGCACGCUUGCUGGAAGUCCAAGCCCCUUGCCCACAAAACCUCCUUUACCCUCUCUCUCCAACCCUUUCGAGGACGACCCCUACCCCUCCUUCCUUCCCCUAUAGAUUUAUAUGCUUUCCAUGUCAUUCUACUUUGAUCCAUUCUCUCUAAAUGACCAAACCACCUCAACAACCCCUCUUCUGCCCUCUGACUACUUCUUUUAUUAACUCCACACCUUUUCCUAAUUUCCACACUCCGAAUUUUCUGCAUAAUAUUUACACCACACAUUGCCCUUAAACAGGACAUCUCCACUGCCUCCAACCGUCUCCUCGCUGCUGCAUUUACCACCCAAGCUUCACACCCAUAUAAGAGUGUUGGUACUACUGUACUUUCAUACGUUCCCUUCUUUGCCUCCAUAGAUAACGUUUUUUGACUCCACAUAUACCUCAACGCACCACUCACCUUUUUUCCCUCAUCAAUUCUAUGAUUAAUUAAUAAUAAUUAUAAUAAUAAUAGAGCUUCAGUUUCCUAAAUUAAUAACACCAAUAAUAAUUAUAAUAGUUAUUUUUAUAUAGCCGGACUUGAGUCCUGGAAAUGGGAAGUGCAAUGCCUGCACUCUAAAGGAGGGGUUUGGGAUAUUAGCGGUUUGGAGGGAUAUGUUGUGUAUCUUUAUGCGUAUAUGCUUCUAAACUGUUGUGUUCUGAGCACCUCUGCAAAAACAGUGAUUAUGUGUGAGUGAGGUGACAGUGUUGAAUGAUGAUGAAAGUAUUUUCUUUUUGGGGAUUUUCUUUCUUUUUGGGUCACCCUGCCUCAGUUUUACCUUCAUUGAAGACUCUUGUCGGCAUAUGAGAGAGGUAGGAGAGUUUGAUUGGAGGCAAGACAAGAUAGUCCUUCAAUAUGACACUAAUAUCAACUCUGCAGCUUAUUUAUCUAUCACAAUUUAUCUAAUAUGACAUAAUAAACAAUAAUAAUAACAUAGAUACAUGACAUACGGUACUCUAGAAUGAAUAAAAUACAUCAUUACGUAUGUCACGAGAAGUGUUGUGUUGUUGUUGGGUGUAUAAGGGUCACUGAGAGCAUAAGUAUAAGCGGCAGCAGAGGCGGCGGUGUUUUCAGUCACCCUAAACAUAUACAUCAAACAGCAAUGGAGGAGUUAAGUUUCGUGUUGUCAUUUUUCUAUCGCUUAAUCGCUUAACUUACUUGCUACACUGUUAAUUCUACACUUUAUCACUGGCUGGCGCUAUAGCCUUUAUCGACUCGUGCUGCCUUAGUAUCAUACAUAUCGUAGAAUCACUGAAGAAGGCAUUUCUCCCUUCUCUCUUCCUCCUCCACUUUGGUACUUUGCUACAAUUUCUUUCUUCAAUUCUAUCAUGUUUCUCACUUUCUUUACCAAAGGGCUGCCACUAGAAAGUUAUGAAUUUAUUGUGAAAUGUUUGGAUGAGCGUGCAGGGUAAUAUUCACUCAAGGAUAAACAAAGCUAAACUGGCUCACGACGCCUGCACAGGUAGGCGCGCAGGAGUGGGCAGGCUGACAGGUCUGGUAUAGCCGGCCGAAACACGGGGCACAGGGCAAAACUCGGGACAAAACUUACCCGAAAAAAGCAGUCUAAACUCAAAGCAGCCGAAACUCAGGGUUCCACUGUAGAAUAGCCCAUGAGUAACUGGGAUUUGAACCCACAUCUACCUGAAUUCUACUUACAAAUCUUAGUUGUUUCUGUGUGCUAGGUGCUAUACAAAUUAAAGUUGUUUUUAGAUUGCUAGGCACAAAUCACUGGUGUGUUAGGACUGUUGCCUUUUCUUUUCCUACAUGCAGACAAAAUCUUCAUUAUGGUGCCCUAGGAGUGACAGCAGGGAUUAGAAUUCAUCUGCUGACUGCCAAAUGGCUGCAGGUCACAUAAACAGCAACUGUGGAGGUUCCCCAGGUAUUCUGCCAGUAUUUUAUGUAAUUUCUUUAAAACUGGAUUUGACCUGUUGUAAGCAUGACACUGUGUAAUGCAUUUUGGCCAACAUUCUGCAUAAUAUGAUAUCAUAACUGACAGAGAUUCAUUUUGAAUUAAGUCUCCAAAGUGUUGAUAAUUUAUGAACUGUUUCAUCCACAGUAUUGUGACU